Chaetomium fimeti is the source of this 1796-nucleotide messenger RNA. RefSeq lists its product as uncharacterized. The transcript has 3 exons. Bases 216 to 1796 code for a protein of 526 amino acids. The record is from RefSeq and is a predicted model, not a curated record. Lineage: Eukaryota; Fungi; Ascomycota; Sordariomycetes; Sordariales; Chaetomiaceae.
GGUCAAUCUGAUACCGCUCAUUCAACUUUCGGUGGAAGUCUUGAUUUCACGACGCGGAGCAGAACUGACCGGCAAAUCGUGUGGUCAACUGCCGUGAUGCUUCCCGCCUAAAAUCUAUCUCUAGUCCUUGCCCGUUGGCUUUCAAAGGGGCCGCCCAUCCUACCAAUCCUCGCGCUACUCCUAGAUGGAAGCGGAAGUGUUCGCAAUUACCCAAGAUGCAAGCCACAAGGCGCCGGUCGCGGCGUAGAAUCUCAGCCCGGUUUAUAUCAUCCCCGAUAAAAGUCAACGCGGAGGACGGCAAGACCGUUUCUGAAGACGAUGGCGAUGAACUGGAAGACGAUGAUGAUCGCCCAGGACUUGGUAAAGGAAGGGGCAAAGGGAAAGGAGACCCGGACAAAUUUCCCAACCCAGCACCAACUUCGGAGGUUGUCACCCCAAGUUCAUCCAUAAUCCAACCGCCGCCCCCGAGCGAGACGUCAAAUCCACCGACCACUACUAGCAGCUCCCUAGAAAUUCCCCAGUCAACUUCGCCGUCUUCAAUACCAGUGCCGGUAUCAGAGACUUCCUCCCAAGUUGAGACUCAAACCGUUUCUCAAAGUCCAGCUCCCUCUACCUUAGAAACUAGCAUUACGACAAGCGAAAGCACUACUAGUUCUGAAACUACCACAAGCACAAGCACAAGCACAGGCACAAGCACAAGCCCGACCACCAGUACUAGUAUCACGACAAGCGAAACCACCAUCAGUGCCGGAACGACUACCGACAUAGUAAGCCUAACCACCAGCAUCGUAACGCCAAGCACCAGUAUCACGACCCAAAGCAGUCCUGCUACGGCACAUACCGAAAGCAGUCCGCCGUCAUCAACAAAUAGAGCUGGAUAUGCUACCACAUCUCCAUCAAGCACACCACCAACUCAAGCUCUAACCAACGAGAGCAGGCUGCGUCCUGGGCAAAUAGCAGGGAUCGUCCUUGGUUCCCUCGCAUUCCUUCUCCUCGUCAUUGCCUCGGUCCUGUUCGUACUUCGUAGACGAAGGCGAGGAGCCGAUAAAGACUUGGGUUUCGAGGGCUUGCUCAACCACACACCACCAACAACACCACCCCCUCCAAAUCCCAACAAACAGGAGAUAGAAAAUCCACCCACGGCGAAAGAACCACCACCAUCCCCCACCACAGACACCAACACCACCACCACAAAAGUCAUGCCCCCCACAACCCGCCUCUCCCAAUGGCUCAACCAACUGCGCCAUUCCCACGGCCCGGACACCACCACCACCACAACAAAACCCCUCCCACACAUCACCAUCGGCACCAGCAGCAGCACUACCCACGCCCCCUCCUCCAACUCCUCCUCCGACGCAGACUCCUCCUCCGUCCUCUCCAUCCCCGCCACCUUCGUCACCCGCCACACCAACAGCACCUUCCUCCCCACCACCCCGCUCCACCACCCCCGGUAUCUCGCCCCGCCACCGCCACCAGCACCAUCAUCAUCUACGCACCUCCAGCCGCCCGCGUCGCCGAGGUUGAAUGGUGGUGGGAGGGGCACGCGGCGGAGUAGUAGUCGGAGUGGUGGUGGUGAUGGGAGUGGGAGUGGGAGUGGUGGGAGUGGUGGGAGUGGUGGGAGUGGUGGGAGUAGCACGGAGAGGGAAAGGGGGGAACAGCAGCUUCCGUCUACGCCGACUUUGCCGGGGGGGGUUUUGAGGCCUGGGGCGUCGGGUAUACCGCCGGAAGUGCGACUCUCGGGGGUGGGGGGUGGGGAGGAGGGGUUUGUGAAGGUGCAGGUGCGGAGGUCGCCGUGA